Dimorphilus gyrociliatus is the source of this 1770-nucleotide messenger RNA. NCBI's taxonomy places the organism in Eukaryota, Metazoa, Annelida, Polychaeta, Dinophilidae. The record is from the annotation of a GenBank genome assembly.
GGAAAGAAUGAAAAUGAGAAUGAAAAGCGAGAACUGAUUUUCAAGGAAGAUGGUCAGGAAUACGCGCAAGUAACUAAAAUGUUGGGAAACGGCAGACUUGAGGCAUUUUGUUUUGAUGGAAUAAAGCGACUUUGCCACAUUCGAGGAAAAUUACGGAAAAAAGUAUGGAUAAAUCAAUCAGACAUUAUUUUGGUUGGUUUACGGGACUAUCAAGAUACAAAAGCCGACGUAAUUAUGAAGUAUACAGCUGAUGAAGCUAGGAAUUUACGUAACUACGGAGAAAUACCUGAAAAUGUCAGAAUUGAGGAAGGAGAACAGGAGGAAGAACUAGUACAAUUUGACAAUUACUCCUCUGAGGACGAAGUCGAUGAAAUCGAUCAGAACGAAGAACACCGACUUUGGGGAGGUAGGUUUGACGGCGAACCUGAUGAAAUUAUGAGAGCUCUAAACGACUCUAUUCAUUACGAUAAGACCUUAUGGAAAGUUGAUUUGAAAGGAAGUAAAGCCUACGCAAAAUCACUUGCAAAAACCGGCUUGAUCACUGAAAAUGAAUGUGAACUCUUGGUAAACGGGUUAGAUAAGGUAGGAGAAGAAUGGAGCAAUAAUACUUUUGAAAUUAAAAGUGGAGAUGAAGAUAUUCAUACCGCCAAUGAAAGAAGGCUAAAAGAGUUAAUUGGUGCCGUAGCAGGAAAACUCCAUACUGGAAGAAGUAGAAAUGAUCAAACAAUGACAGAUACAUGUCUAUGGCUUCGAGAUGCAAUCGAUACUUUAUCUCAAGAGCUUACAACAUGUAUUAAAUUUUUUCUUAAAAGAGCAGAGAAAGAUAAAAAUAUUAUAUUCCCCGGCUAUACACAUCUACAAAGAGCCCAGCCGAUUCGAUGGAGUCAUUGGAUUCUAUGUUACGUUUUUCAAUUGAAAAGAGAUUUAGAAAGACUAUUUGAAGUAAGGAAAAGAGUAAAUGUUCUCCCUCUGGGCUGCGGAGCUCUUGCUGGUAAUCCUUUCGGUGUUGACAGAGCAUUCUUGGCGAAGGAAUUAGGAUUUGAAACUGUUAGCGAUAACAGUUUGGAUACAGUUGGUAGUAGAGAUGCUAUUCUUGAAUUUUUACAAUGGGCGAGUAUGACCUCUCUGCAUCUAAGUCGAUGGGCCGAGGAUUUAAUUAUAUACUCCUCAAAGGAAUUUUCUUUUGUAACAUUAUCAGAUACCUAUAGUACUGGUAGCAGUCUUAUGCCUCAAAAGAAGAAUGCUGAUUCGUUAGAAUUGAUUCGAGGAAAAGCUGGUCGUGUUUAUGGUUUAUUAACAAGUAUGAGCUGCAUAGUUAAAGGCUUACCAAUGACUUACAAUAAAGAUUUACAAGAGGACAAGCAAAGUAUUUUUGAAGCUUUUGGUAUUAUGCAAUCGGUUAUUAAAAUAAGUGGAGCAGUUUUACACACACUAACGGUGAAUGAAGAUUCUUGUACUAAAGCACUGAGUGCUGAUAUGCUUGCAACCGAUUUAGCAUAUUUUUUAGUUCGCAAAGGCGUUCCGUUCAGAGAAGCUCAUGAAAUGGCUGGCAAAUGUGUUGCGUUAGCUGAGAAGAAGAAAGUUUUGUUGAGUGAAUUGACGUUGUCUGACUUUCAAGGAAUUAACCAAAAUUUCGACGAAACCGUAUUAAAGGUUUGGAACUAUGAGCAAUCUGUAGAGCAAUAUACAAGCUACGGUGGUACUAGUCUAAAGUCAGUUGAAGAACAGAUAAAGAAUGUAAAGCAGUGGUUAGCCGACAAGGAAAUCUAG